AUGGAAAAGGGAUUUGGGAUUAGACUUAAUCCGCACACCGUUUCAGAGCAGGAAUUGCUUAACUCUAUUGAAAACCUAUUGAAUGACAAGGAAUUAAAACACAAACUAUCCAUCGCUUCAAAACCGGUCGGUUCAGUGAAUGCGUGCAUAGGUUUGGCUGAAGUAUUGCUGAGUCGCGGACACCGUAUUGUCUUCGCUGUUAACCAAUCAUUUGCGGGAAAGUUAUCGCCGUUUGGUUUCAUCGAAGAGAUACUCAAUGACGAGACGGGAAAACUUCCCGCAGAAUACUUUGCCAAAAGUCUACUCGCGUCGGGAUUUUUGUCAGACUUAACGUCCGAAGAGUCAAUACAAAUGAUGUGCGAAACACCGAUAUUUGCCGAUUUGAUCGACAAAAUGAGAGCCAAUGAACCGAAACUAAAGGCAAUUAUAGCCAAACAUAAUCCCGAUGUGUAUAUUAUCGAUGACUUCGCCGGCUCUCCGACAAUCAUUCAUUCAAACAAACCCUGGAUUCGCAUCAGUAGCUCUCAACCCCUGACUGGUAUAAAGGAUGAUAGGACACCACCGGGAUGUUCUGGAUAUCCUUCAGAUAGUGAUCGACAGAAAUGGUCUGAAUUUAAAGAAUUGAAAAAAAAUCUAUUCAAAUCCCAAUUAAUUAAAUACAAUGAAUGGAUGGAAGAAGAGGGCCAUCCCUUACACACUGCGAAUAAAUCCAUUUUAGAGUCGCCUUAUCUUAAUAUCUAUGGAUAUCCCGAAGAACUCGAUUACACAGACAUCCGACCCAUACCUGAGAAGUGGAUAAAAAUCGAAACUUUUAUGAGAAAAGGAGAACAAGAAUUCAAAAUUCCCGAUAAAUUUCGC
Medioppia subpectinata is the source of this 858-nucleotide messenger RNA. The record is from the annotation of a GenBank genome assembly. NCBI's taxonomy places the organism in Eukaryota, Metazoa, Arthropoda, Arachnida, Sarcoptiformes, Oppiidae.